UUUUUCGUUCCAAUAAAACGAAAAAAACUCAAAAAACGUUUUUUUAGAACGAUACCAAACGGAGCCUUAGACUGAUAGACUAGGAUGGGUAACCAAAACUCGGUUGCAGGAUUUGCAUGGUGGGUGGUGGUGAAUGUGGAUCGCUGCAUUCCAUGAAAUAAAAAAAUAAAUAAAAAAUAAAAAGGAAAAGGAAAAGGAAAAAUGAAGAUUGAAUGAUUAGAAUAAUAAAAUAAGAAAUAUUAAAAAAUAAGGUGACGGUUAUUGUGGGUCCACGAAGAAGAAGAAAUAUUAAAAAAAAAAAAAGAAGGUUGAAUGAUAAGAAUAAUUAAAAAAUUGAGGUGAUAUAAAUUUUUUUAUUCAACUUUUGGAAAAAUUAGAAAACAUCAAUUAAGAUCUAACUUAAAAACUUAGCCAUUAGGUAGAGAUAGACCUAUGUUACCACACAUUCAAAUCCUAAUUAAUCGAAGUAGAACUAUAACUCUAUAACACCCAAUAUUUUAACAUACCAUACUCUUUUUCUCACGAAAAUGAGAGGUUACUAAGCCUUUCAUGAUGGACAUGGUUUCUCAUUUGAUGGUGGAUUUCCUUGAAACCAAUUGCAGUAUUGCAACUCUGCAAGGUUGGCUGAGAAUAUAGCAUGCAAAACUCCGUCAACCUCCUCUAUAAGUACACCACCAUUCAACUACAAAUGCUAAGACAGGUAAAGUCUGUCCACUAUGUCUCAUACACAUCACAGUAUGCAUAUGGUGGUUGGCUGUAGGAGGGUGUCAAUUGGUCAAUUCAGAUCGAGCCUAUUUAGUCCCACCACUUUAAGACCCCACAACUGUGACUGCACUACUGUUUUAACUAAUUGAAUGGUCCUUAUAGGCCGAACAUUGACCAACUUAUAAUCUUCGGAUGAGGGUGUUGGGGAGGCAGGAAAGGGGGCACACUCAGUGCAGGGUUGAAAAUGUUAAGAAAAAAAAAAAGAAGAGAAAGGGAGUUGAUGAUGAACCGGUGGUUAAUAGUUGAAAAAGGGAUAAUUUGGGUUGAUAUGGGAGCUUGCCUUAUUCAUGCAGUUUCAUAAGUAAAGCUUUAGCCUUGAUUAAAGAUCUAACCAGGGAAUUUUAAAUAAGUUGUGCAUCUAAUUGGUUUUAAGGUUAAUUUUCUUUAAAAAAAAGUACAGUUCCUAGCAUUGGUCCUCAUUUGGGCAUUAUUUUUGUUUGUAGGAGGAAAGGAGAUAUAAAAGUUUAAAUGUAAGGAGUAUCAAACCAAGUUUAAGGUAGGGAAGUUUUAGUAAAUAUAGGCUAAAUGUAGGGGAGUUUUAUUGUCAUUUGCUGCAACCAACAAUGUAGCAUUGUCUAAGAGUAUUAAAUGGUUUGGUUUGGAAUUGGUGCAAGAUUUUUUAGGUAAAAUCAAAAUUGAACUAUUUAAUAAAUGAUUUCAGAUGAUGAAAUUGAAACCAUUUAUAAACCAUGAUUUUCUAAUUUUCUUAUCCAAAGGGUUUCUUUACUUAUAAAUAUGUUAUUGAAUUGGAUAUUAGCUAAAUAUUGAAUGUUAUAUGUUUUCUUUUCAUUGUUGUUUAAUGUAAACUUAAUUUUUUUAAUAAAAUAUAUAUAAACUUAAAAUUGAAUUACUUAAACUUUUACUAUGUAUAUAUUAAUUGGUGUAAUAGUUUAUUUAAACAGUUUAUUAUCAGUUUAAAUGAUUUCGUUCAAUCUAAACUGUUUAGCUAGAGGGUCCCAUUUUUUAAAUCAAAAUCGAACUGUUUAUUUAACAGUUUUGACAUAAAUGAUUCUAGUUUGGUUUUGACACCCUUAGUCUUGUCCAUGGUUGCAUACAAAACCCUCUUCUCCAUAUAAAAUGCACUUCUCAGAUGCAUUCGAAAAAAAUAUACGAGAAUAUCAACAUUUAAAUUAUAUAUUAGAAGGUCAACUCUUUUUUUCUUUUUGUUCUUUCCUUCUUCAAUUUUUUCUUUUUUUUUUUUUCUUCAAGGGGAGUGCAGCCCCUUAAAAUUUGACGUACUAAAACCCUCUUCUAUUGUAGUGCAACCAACUACCGUCGUUUUUAAUAUUAAAAUAAGAGUUCCUUUGUUUUUUGUGUACUAAUGAAGAAGGAAAGAUAUUAUAUAUUAAAUAAAUGGGAUAAUAUAAAUUUACAGAGGAUUGCAGACGCAAGAACACAUGACCUGAGGCAUCUCUAUCUAGAAGUACUUGGAGUUCACCUAGGGAUGUUUUCUAGAGGAAUGAAAGCUUCAAUUAUUUCUGAUUGGCUCCUAAACAAAUAGUCUACGGCUUUGUUUAUUAGUUUGUUUGCACACAAAUUUGAAAGACACCUCAACUAACUUGUUAGCCAGUAAGUGAAUCUGUUACAAAUGCCAAAGAGCAUCUCCACUCCCAAGUUCUUAAUACUAUAAAACCAAUAUUGAAUAAGUCUUCAGUAAUAAUAGGACCCUCUUAUUUUAAUAUUAAUUCGUCUCAUAAACAGAACAGAGGUCCAAGAAGAAAAGAAAAACGGAACAGGAAGCCAUGUUUUCCGUUUUCAAGCUUACGGUCUUGUUCCUCCUGGUGAGAAAUAUUAAUGGAGUAGCUUCACAGGGAGAAGAAGUUGAUUUCACCUACCAUGGCUUCACAGGAGCUAACGUGAACCUUGACGGCACAGCCGAAAUCACAUCCAAUGGCCUCCUUAUGCUGAGCAACGACACCUGCAGGCAAUUGAAGGCCCAUGCCUUGCACGAUAAUCCAAUUCGCUUCCUCUACCCAUCAUCCUCCUCUGAUCUAUUCUCUACCACUUUUGUCAUUGCUAUCCUCCCCCAGUAUCCUGAUUUGGGAGGUCAUGGAAUCACUUUUGUCAUUGCACCCAAAAGAGGCCUUCCUGGUGCUGGUCCAAGCCAAUAUCUUGGCCUUUUCAACGAGACCAACAAUGGAAAUUCAACAAAUCAUGUAUUCGCAGUCGAGCUUGAUACGAUACAGAACACUGAGUUCAAAGAUAUCGACGACAACCAUGUCGGUAUCGAUAUCAAUGGAUUGAUAUCUAAAGCUUCUGCUCGGGCCGCCUAUUUCAAUAACAAAACCGGUCGGUUCCAGAACCUCACCCUCAUCAGUGGUGAAUCCAUCCAAGUCUGGGUGGAUUACGAUGGUGUACACAAGCAGGUAAGCGUCACAUUAGCUCCGAUUAAUGUUCCUAAACCAGAUGUUCCCCUCUUGACAGAGUCUGAUCUCGAUCUUACUCCGGUCAUGGAAGAGUCCAUGUUCGUGGGUUUCUCAUCCUCUACUGGUUCUAUUCUCACAUCCCACUAUGUGUUGGGAUGGAGCUUCAAGCUGAAUGGGCAAGCAAAAGAACUUGAUAUCUCCCAGCUUCCCAAACUUCCCCACAAAAGAAGGAAACCAGCUAUUAUGACAAUCGGGCUUCCUGUAAUUGCCUCUGCUUUAUUGUUAGCGAUGGUCGUUGGCUUGCUGAUUAUGGUGAGAAGGAAGAUUAAAUAUGCAGAAGUUCUUGAAGAAUGGGAACUCAAUUAUGGGCCUCAUAGAUUCAAGUAUAAAGAUCUCUACUUGGCAACUGAUGGGUUUAAGCAGAAGGAGUUCCUGGGUAGUGGCGGCUUUGGUAGUGUGUAUAGAGGUGUAUUACCCAUAUCCAAAAUCGAAGUUGCAGUGAAGAAGAUCUCCCAUGAUUCUAAACAAGGGAUGAAGGAAUUUGUUGCUGAAAUUGUUAGUCUCGGUCAAUUACGACAUCGGAACUUAGUAACACUGUUGGGGUAUUGCCGGCGUAAAGGGGAACUUAUUUUGGUAUAUGAGUUCAUGCCCAAUGGAAGUCUAGACAAGUUCCUCUUCGAUCCAUCAAUGCCGGUGUUGAAUUGGGUUCAGAGGUUUCGAAUUAUUAGAGGUGUAGCAUCUGCACUAUUUUAUCUACAUGAAGAAUGGGAACAGGUUGUGCUUCACAGAGAUGUUAAGUCCAGCAAUGUUCUUUUGGAUGGAGAAAUGAAUGGAAGAUUAGGAGAUUUUGGACUUGCGAAAUUGUAUGACCGUGGUACUGGCCCUCAAACAACACAAGUGGUUGGGACGAUGGGUUAUCUUGCUCCAGAGAUUGCAAGAACUGGGUUGCCCAACCCAAGCACAGAUGUGUUUGGAUUUGGGGCUUUUAUGUUGGAAGUUGUUUGUGGGAGGAGGCCAAUAGAGCCAAGCGCAUCGGUGGAGGAAAAGAUAUUGGUGGAUUGGGUAUUCUCUUGCAAGAGAAAAGGGACAAUUCUUGAGACAAUGGAUCCAGACAUGGAGAUCAAUUACGAAGAGAUAAAGGACAUGGAGCUGGUGUUGAAUCUAGGAUUGUUUUGUUCUCAUUGUGAUCCAACAGCAAGGCCAACUAUGAGACAGAUUGUGCAGUAUUUGGAGGGAGAGCUUCCUCUACCGGAUCUGUCAUCUCUUUGCCUGACUGCUGGUGGUGUAACAUCCUUGGAUGAUCCAGGCUUUGGUGAGGAGGAUUUGAACAUGUAUCCUUCUUAUUCUUCUCAGAAUAAGAUUUCAUCAUCACUAGAAGUUUCAGUAUCGGUACUCUCUGGAGGACGUUGAUUCUCAGAGUUUGGAUCACAUUCACAUACAAGAAUCAUUUUUGCAUGCCUAUGAUCGAAACAUAGACUUCACUCAAUUUCUCUCUCAAUAGCAUAGGCUGUUGGACUUAAUGAAGUCCAUGUAUCAUCACAUGGUAUACAAGAAUGGUUCUCGUAUGUGAACGUGAUUUGAUCCCUUGAUUUCCCACCCUUGUGGGUGUUUUUGUAGUCAAUCAUUUUUGUUCCAGUUGUGAUUCUCUUCAGUAAUGUUAUAUCUUAUAAAGCCAUUUACUUGGGACUGUACUUAUUAAUCUUGUAUAAAUUCCCUGUGAGACCUUGUAUGUAUAAAAAUUUCUCUAAGGAAUAAACUCAUUGUUACUAA
Molecule: messenger RNA, 4901 nt
Organism: Macadamia integrifolia
Lineage: Eukaryota; Viridiplantae; Streptophyta; Magnoliopsida; Proteales; Proteaceae
Product: L-type lectin-domain containing receptor kinase SIT2-like
Biological process (GO): protein phosphorylation
Cellular component (GO): plasma membrane
Molecular function (GO): carbohydrate binding; ATP binding; protein kinase activity
Source: RefSeq, a predicted model, not a curated record